AUAUAUAUAUAUAUAUAUAUAUAUGUAUAUAUUGUUACCAACCCAAAGGAAAGGAAAGGAAAGGAAGCAAGAAAUCAAAGUGGUGGGUUAGUCGUCAAACAUCAUCAGAGAUACUGAAUCAUAUUUAUAACAGUUUUUUGCUGCACUUCCGGCCUUAUCAUUACCGUAGUCGGAAGAUCGACCGCCGGAGAAGUACUACUUGUCAUUCCCAAUUGAUUGAUUGAUUGAUUUGAUUAAAAUGGUACUGCUGGGACUCAGUAGAAGGAAGAAGGAAGAGAAAGUGGAUGAAGUCCAUAAAGAUGUUUUUGAGCAUCAGAAGAAGAAAUCAGGAGAAGAGGGAAAUCAUGGUGAUGAUCAUCCUAGAUGGCCUCGAGGCAAGAAGAGAUCGUCAUCGCCGUCGUCAUCUUCAUCGGCCGGCGGAGGAUUGGUGAGACUUGGUAAAUACGAGAUUGGAAGGACUUUAGGAGAAGGCAACUUUGGGAAAGUCAAGUAUGCCCGGAAUCUGGAUUCCGGCCACCCUUUCGCCAUCAAGAUACUGGAGAAGCACCGGAUUGUUGACCUUAAUAUCACCGAUCAGAUAAAGAGGGAGAUUGGGACCUUAAAACUCCUCAAACACCCCAAUGUUGUGAGGCUACACGAGGUUUUGGCAAGUAAAUCCAAGAUUUACAUGGUUCUUGAGUACGUUGAUGGUGGUGAAUUGUUCGAAAGAAUAGCAUCCAAGGGAAAACUCUCUGAAGCUCAAGGCAGGAGGAUCUUCCAACAGUUGAUAGAUGGUGUCAGUUACUGCCACAACAAAGGCGUUUUCCACAGAGAUCUCAAGCUUGAGAACGUGCUCGUUGAUGCCAGAGGAAAUGUCAAGAUAACGGAUUUUGGUCUCAGCGCUUUGCCUCAACAUCUUAGGGGUGAUGGAUUAUUGCAUACAACAUGUGGAAGUCCCAACUACGUGGCACCUGAAAUUUUAUCCAACAGAGGUUACGAUGGUGCCACAUCAGACAUCUGGUCUUGUGGUGUCAUCUUGUAUGUAAUCCUCACAGGAUAUCUGCCCUUUGACGACAGAAAUCUUGCAGUAUUAUAUCAGAAGAUUUUCAAGGGUGAUGCUCAAAUACCCAAAUGGCUGUCCCCUGGAGCUUCAAACUUGAUUAGGAGAAUACUUGAUCCCAAUCCACGCACUCGCGUGAAAAUGGCGGAUAUCAAAGUGGAUGAUUGGUUCAAGCAAGACUACUCUCCUGCCCUUCCUGAUGAUGACGAUGACGAUGACAAUGACAAUGAUAUAGGAAACAUUUACUUAGAUGAUGCGGUGUUAUCAGUUCGUGAAGCUCUUUCAGAAGCAGAAAGAGAUCCUGCAGAACCACAUGAUUACAUGAUAAAUGCCUUUGAGCUGAUUGGAAUGUCUUCCUGUCUAGAUCUUUCUGGCUUCUUCGAGACAGAGGAUGUAUCUGAGAGGAAAAUAAGGUUUGCUUCUACUUACUCUUCCAAAGAAUUGCUUGACAGGAUUGAAGACAUAGUUAUUAAGUUGGGUUUUCAAGUGCAAAAAAAGAACGGAAAGGUUAGUUACUCAGAUUCCAAAUGUGUAGAACUUUUGAUGGAGAUUAGAUGAGCAAAACAAUCAGCAAUACGAUCUGAUUACUAACGAGUUAUGUUGUUGGCUUGUUCAGCUUAAAGUGAUGCAAGGGGACAACGGUCUGAAAAGCAUCGGUAGUCUCUCACUGGCAGCAGAAGUAAGUAAAUUUUUAGGCAGCAGUUGAUGUCAUCUGUAAUCUUCAUCAUACACAUAACCGAACCUUCAAAUUGUCACAGGUUUUCGAGAUAAGCCCAUCCUUGCAUGGUGUUGAGUUACGGAAAUCAUGUGGAGAUCCAGCAAUGUAUAGACAGGUAAAUCUAUCAAAGCAAAAGCAGCAAGCUUUUUUAUCCCUCUCUUCCUUGAAAAUCUGUUCUCCACAACUCUCCGUAGCACUUCGAAUUUGAACAAUUCUUAUGCGGGAGUGUAGUAUAAAACCUGGACUUACACUCUUUGUAGGAUACAUAUCCUGACGUCUGGUUUGUGCUCAUUUUGCAGUUAUGCGAAAAGCUGUCGAAUGAUUUGGGUGCAUCAUCAAGUCAAGAAUGCUUAUCUGCUGAAUUAUAGCCCACAAUCGGGUAAUUAGUUGUAUAAAUAGGCAAUACUACAUAGGAUAAGCAAGCAUACACAGAGAGAAGUUACUAGUAGCUACAAAAAUGCCAGGAGAUGCACCCUACCACAACGUAGUCAAGCUGGUGGUGGCAAAGAUUCUUGUUCUAUCACUUCUUUGUCAGCAGCGCCUCUUGUAUCUUCUUCAAAGCCAUAAUGUAUAUAAUAUAAGAGUGAACUGCCAAAAUGAUCACUAUAUUAUGGUAAAGUCCCGCUUUGGUCACUUAAAAAAAUAAAAUCCAAAACAGGUCACUUCCAAAUAAAAAUAUAUUAAUAAAGUAUUUUGUGAUCUAAAAUAAAUAUUUUAUUCUUAUGUGGAUGUUACCUUUAUUUAAGUAUUUUUAAUCUCUAG
This is a messenger RNA of Oldenlandia corymbosa var. corymbosa, 2519 nucleotides long. The record is from the annotation of a GenBank genome assembly. NCBI's taxonomy places the organism in Eukaryota, Viridiplantae, Streptophyta, Magnoliopsida, Gentianales, Rubiaceae.